AUGGACGCCCUCAGGAGAGCGCUCCGGCACCCGGCGGAGGCGAAGCAGAAGCGCGAGGGCGCGCGGCACGACGCCCGGAAGCGGCAGAUCAGCCGGCCGCUCGAGAGCCUGCCGGGCGGGCGGCCGGACCACCAGGCGGCCGCCUUCCGCGACCACAGCAACCACAGCAGCAGUAGCAGUAGCAGUAGCGACAGCGGCCGCGGCCGGCUGACGCCGCCGCACCAGCGCCCGGUCGCCACGGCGCGGCGGCCGCCCUUCGCGCCGCAGGCGCAGGCGCGCGACGCGACGCUGGCGACGCUGGACCCGGGGCGGCCGGAGGGCCUGGCGCAGCUGGUGCGGGAGCGGGACCGGGCGGCGCGGCAGGUGGCGCGGGGGCCGCGCACGCGCGCCGCCGGGGAGGUGCAGCGCGUGCUGCGGGAGCCGAGCGCGCGCUCCGUCGAGGCGCUGCACCGCGCGCGGCGGCGCGCCUCGCUCGAGGCCCGGUGGGGCGAGGCGCCCGCCGCGCUCGCCUUCGUCGUCGCCGAGCGCGACGUCGCCGGCACGCGCGUGCCCUCGCUGCAGCUCGUCAGCCUCGACACCGUCGCGCCCCCGCACGUCUCGCUCGUCGCGCCCGCCCCGGUCGACUGCAGCGGCCUCGGGAUCGACGAGGCGGACGAGGAAGAGGGGGAGGGGGAGGACGGCGGCGACGACGACGACGACGACGGCCGCCCGCGCUCGCUCGACGUCGCCGCCGAGGAGGAGUGGGAGGUGCGCGAGGCCAAGGUGAUGAAGAUGACGAAGCUGCCGGCCGCGCACGUGCGCCUCCCGCGGCAAGCGAGCCCGAUACAACGCCCGGCAGCCCCGACACCAGCCGGCUCCCGCCGUCCGAGGUAA
Messenger RNA from Durotheca rogersii, 873 nucleotides. RefSeq lists its product as uncharacterized. The coding region runs from base 1 to 873 and encodes 290 amino acids. The record is from RefSeq and is a predicted model, not a curated record. Lineage: Eukaryota; Fungi; Ascomycota; Sordariomycetes; Xylariales; Xylariaceae. The transcript has a single exon.